CACAAAACACAAAGAUGAAUGAAUCAGAAGAGAUGGCCACCUCCAGCAAAUCUCAAAGAUGCCACAUGGAGAGGAAGAUGAGUGCCAUGACUUGUACAAUAUUUAAUGAGUUACGCUUGGAGGGAAAACUCUGUGAUGUUGUCAUCAGAGUUGAUGGCAUCGAGUUCAACGCCCAUAAGAACAUCCUCUGUGGAUGCAGCUCAUACUUCCGAGCUCUAUUCACAAGUGGCUGGAACAACGUUGAGAAACGCAUCUACACCAUCCCAGGAGUGAGUCCUGACAUGAUGCGUCUGAUCAUUGAGUACGCCUAUACGCGCACUGUGCCGGUCAGUACGGAAAACGUGGAGGCUCUGCUAGCCGCUGCCGACCAGUUCUGCGUUCUAGGAAUAGUGAGAGCCUGCUGUGACUACCUGGAUGGCCAGCUCUGUCUGCAGAACUGCAUCGGCAUCUGCAAGUUCGCCGACUUCUACUUCUGCCCUGAACUGCGGCGCCGGGCCUACCUCUUCAUACUACACCAUUUCGAGGAGAUGGUGCGUUCCUCAGAGGAGUUCAUGGAGCUCUCCCUGGCACAGUUCUGUGACAUCAUUGAGAAGGACGACCUGAACGUGAAGCAGGAGGACGUCGUGUUUGAGGCAAUCCUCCGCUGGAUCAACCACUCACCCCACGACCGCAAGGCCCACGUCGCUGUGCUGCUACCCAAGGUACGCCUGGCUUUGAUGACAGCCGACUACUUCAUGAACAAUGUGAAGAACAAUCCCCUGGUGAAAGAGAAUGACGACUGCAAAUCCAUCAUAAUCAAAGCCCUGAAGGCCAUGUACGACCUGAACAUGAACGGGCCCUCCAACUCGGACUUUCGCAACCACCUGACCCGCCCCCGCUUGCCCUAUGCCAUCCUGUUGGCCAUCGGCGGCUGGAGUGGAGGCAGCCCCACCAAUGCCAUUGAGGCGUACGACGUGCGGGCUGACCGGUGGGUGAACGUGACCCGUGAGGAGGAGAGCCCGCGAGCCUAUCACGGAGCCGCUUACCUCAGCGGCUUUGUCUACUGCGUGGGUGGCUUCGACAGCAUCGACUACUUCAACAGCGUGCGCAAGUUUGACCCCGUCACGCGCACCUGGCACCAGGUGGCCCCCAUGCACUCGCGGCGCUGCUACGUCAGUGUGGCGGUGCUGGACGGCUGCAUCUACGCCAUGGGCGGCUUUGAUGGGUACCUCCGCCUGAACACGGCCGAGCGCUACAAGCCCGAAACUAACCAGUGGACCCUGAUUGCAACCAUGCACGAGCAGAGGAGUGACGCGAGUGCCACCACAUUACACGGCCAGGUGUACAUCUGCGGGGGCUUCAACGGGAACGAGUGUCUGUUCACGGCGGAGACCUACAGCCCCCAGACCAACCAGUGGACACUGAUCGCCCCGAUGAGGAGCAGGCGCAGUGGGGUCGGUGUCAUCACAUACGCAGAGAAAGUCUAUGCGGUGGGAGGCUUCGACGGGGCCAACCGCCUUCGCAACGGAGAGGCCUACAACCCGCUGACCAACUCGUGGCACACAGUGCCCACCAUGUUCAACCCGCGCAGCAACUUCGGUAUCGAGGUGGUGGACGACCUCCUCUUCGUGGUGGGCGGCUUCAACGGCUUCACGACUACCUUCAACGCGGAGUGCUACGACGAGAAGACCGACGAGUGGUACGACGCACACGACAUGGGCAUCUUCCGGAGUGCCCUCAGCUGCUGUGUGGUGCACGGCCUGCCAAACGUCACCCAGUAUGCUGCGCCCCGCGACUCUCUGCAGAACCCCCGCGAAGAGCUGAAGCUCUCCACCUCCAACAGCAUCCUCCACACAUAACUCUGCCUGUCCCAAUUACAUCCAAACCCCCCCAUUCCUCCCCCCUUGCCACCAUCCCCUCCGUGGCACCUGAAAUUACCUUGAACACUGUAUUCCAGUUAGGAAAAACCAUUCACUGAACAC
This is a messenger RNA of Esox lucius (northern pike), 1961 nucleotides long. Its product is annotated as kelch-like protein 10. The record is from RefSeq and is a predicted model, not a curated record. The transcript is spliced from 5 exons. Gene Ontology annotation, molecular function: protein binding. Lineage: Eukaryota; Metazoa; Chordata; Actinopteri; Esociformes; Esocidae. Bases 15 to 1838 code for a protein of 607 amino acids.